UUGACAAUGAGACAAGCAUGGCGGAGAGCACGAGACAUAUAACGAUUCAGAGAGGCGACUCAUUACCUGAGCUGCAGCAGUGCAACAAGUGCUGCAGCUAUUACCACUGCCCUUUUUGCUCGGCCAGUGUAUUUAAGCCAGCAAAACUAGUAAAAUUAAAAAGUCAUGUACAAAUCCACUUCAACAAGGCAGUUGUCUAUGGAGGCUUCACUAUACACAGAUGUGGACUGGGAUGUAGAACAGCACUGCAUUACCACUGCCCAUACUGUGAUACUACAGUUUUAAGGAGAAGGGAUUUUGAAACGCAUGUACAGGUUUGCAAAAACAAACCGCUUCCAACUUCAACCACAAUUUUAUCACCAGCCACUGCAGCGCUGACCACACCUUCUGCAGCCACUCUGACCACACCACACAGGGUUCGUGUGCAGCCUGUGAUUAAAAAAAAUUGCCCAGUUUGCAAUAUCCUCAUUAAUAGAAAAAACUUAAAAAAACACAUUGACCGCAAACACACAGAACAGCCAAUACAGGACAUUAAUGCCACAUUCCAUCUUGUAAGCCAGUGCAUUGACAGGCCAAAUGGCAUAUUUACAGUCCUUAAAGUUACCAAGGGUCACAGUGUUCCUCUUCAUAUUCAGCUCAAGACAUGGGGAGAACACCAUAAGGUCAUCUGUGAAUCACAUGAAUGUCAGGUCAACAUGGAAGUUGCACAGAGGAGUGGCCUGUCAUCAUAUCAGUGCAAACACAUCCGCUCUGUAACUUACUGCACAUCUUCUGCCGAACCAGUCUCCCUGAAAGAGGAGAUUUUAACCGAGAUGGUAAAAGCAAAGUGGUUUAGUACUGAAAAGAAGAAGAUAUGCCUUACUCACCAGCAACUUGCCAACAGCAGUUGCAUACCACUCUCUGUUCAAACUUCGAUUGGCACCCCUGAAACAAAGAAAUUAAUUUCCGUAUUUGAACCCAAUGUCUCCUAUUACAGUCGGUUGGGACGUGUAAUGGUUGUGUAUGACUCAAAAUUAAACACAUGGCAUUGUCCCUGUGCCAAAUUGAGGCGUUCAUGUUUGCACAAAUAUAUUGCAAAAUGGCACCUUUUUCAGACCCAACGUGAGUUGUUUCGAACAGUCUUCAGCAGAGAAGAAUCACCACUCAAAGGGCCACAUGCACAGUCUGAGGAGAAUGAUUUCAGAGAAGACAGUCCUGUUUAUCCUCCAAAAGAUCUGGGGCUAAAAAAUAUGGUAUCUUACAUUCUUCAGCACAAGAAGAUACCCGUUGAUCUACCAGAUGAUGUGCAUGCACCAUCACCAGACAAGGACUACCCAAGAAACCUUUGUCCAGAUGAAAGUAUAUGUCAGAGUUGUCCAGGUGUUGUCCCCCUCAGUGAUCCCAUCCUAAUUACAAAGAAGGCUAAAAUACUCACAAACUGGUCCAUUAUUGAAGACGUUGCCACCUACUGUAAGCAGUGCCCACUUUGUGGAAUGUUCUACCGUUACCAGGAGUGGAAAGACCACCUACAUAACUUCAAUGACCACAUCAUCCUUGCCAUACCCUUAUGCCUUACCUUGAGAAGCCUUCUCCAGGUGCAUACUUCUGUGAGCAGAGCCGUUGAUUUUUUGCAAGAUUUGACCGGUUUAAAGUUUCCGUCAGCAGACACGGUGCUGCAUGCCUAUUUACACUUUGAGGCCCUUACAGACCAUGAGUACAGGUAUUCAUGCGUUACCUGUGGUGAUUAUCCCCCUGUUGUGAUAAUGGAUCUACACAAAAAGGGUGUUUUCCAGCUUUCUGUAAAUGACAUAGAGGAACCCCAAGAAAACUAUCAAGGGGAAGUCAAUCUGGAAACAUUCUGGGAGGCAUUGUCCAAAGAGAUGAUAUGUCGUGGAUUUGUUGCAAGUGGUGCACAAAAUCCAUUUGUUGUUAAACCCAUGUAUCACUUCUGGGCUCCUUGGAUUGGCAAGAACACACGUCGUUCAGAUAUUGUGCUAAACACAGAGUAUGAAAAACUUCAUUCUUCAAAGUCUGCCUCAGAGACCGCAGAAAUUACAGUGACAGAGGAGAGGCUGAAGGAAGAACUUCAAAAGCAAAAGGUUAAUGUUAUUCGGAAACUAUGCAAAGAAUGUGGUCUAGACUCCACUGGAUCUCGGAGUGACCUCCUCCUCAGAUUGUCUAAUGAAUUGAAAUCGAGGCAAACAUAUGAUAAAAUCUUUGAAAAAAUCUGGGGUGCCUCUGGAGGCUGGGGAGUCAUCAUGUGCCCAUGUGGCAUAGUUUACAGUUUAAAAAGCAAUCUUCGAGCAGAAAGCCCUCGAGAUUUUGCUGAUCUUCUGUUCUCAUGGAAGCAUCUGCCGAACAUCAUUAUUUAUGACUUUGCACGCGGUUUAGCAACACAUGCCAAUCUAAGGGCACCAGAAAGCAUACCUAUUCGUCCAUAUGAAGGACGCUUAGCAGAACCCAAUGAAGAAAACAUUAAACUUGCCAAAUCUGGAAAUCUGAAAGUGUCCUUGCCUUGGCUGGAGGAAAAAAUGAGUGUGAGCGAUCCUCAAGGACACCCACUGACAGGGUCUUCGGAUCAUUACGUAUUGUCUGACCGUUUUCACGAGAGCAAUUCCAAAGACAGUAGAGAUGUUCUGAGGAAGAUCACUAUAGUGCCUCAACUAGCUGGCAAAAUAAAUAGCCAGGUUGCAGAGCAACUGUUCUCAAAGAUGAGAAAAAAUAACUACUUUUUGAACAUGUCUCAGCCAUCAACACAUCUGUUUCAAAUGAGGACCAUAAUUCACCACUAUAACGAAAACAAGAACAACAAAGUAAGGACUAGAUUAAUGAAGACGUUUGGAUCAAAGUUGGUGAAGAAUAUGCAUGGACAGGCUGUGCUGGAAAAUUCUGACAUCUCCACUGAGGAGCCAGUCCCCAUAGACAUUGAGAUGGAGGACAUAGACAUUGAAAUGGAGGACAUAGACAUUGAGAUGGAAGACACAACCCUGACCUCAACGAUGGCCCCAACCAGUACAGGAAAUGAAAUUGUGUGUAGCAUCGAACAGCUGUUUGCCAGUAGAGUGUGUUGGGAUUGUCUGCCAAGCCAUAGACAAUCAGCAAUGCUUGACUGGGCUUUGGGGACAGAUGACCCAGAUGAAACAAUUGGAAAAGUUGGGAACUUGGUUCUGAGGAGGAAAGAUUUCCGUACUCUAGGUCUCAAUGAGCUGUUGGAGGCAACAAUUGCAAACAGCUGUCUUGAGGUGAUUGCAUUGGUGGCUAAGGAACGAGGAAUGGAUGUGUGGACAGCCAACGCAUAUGUUGUGGUGACCUGGUUGCCUCCAAAUAAUUUGGACCCAUUAUUGUCAUUUCCAGAUUGCAUUGCGCUGAAAGAUUUCAUUGUCUUCCCUGCUUGGAAGCCAGCACACUGGAUGUUGUGUUAAGAUGACAGCCAAAAUCGCACCUGGCACAUGGGUGCUACUGAAAAACAAGG
Molecule: messenger RNA, 3451 nt
Organism: Rhinichthys klamathensis goyatoka
Lineage: Eukaryota; Metazoa; Chordata; Actinopteri; Cypriniformes; Leuciscidae
Exons: 17
Coding region: 18-3401 (1127 amino acids)
Source: RefSeq, a predicted model, not a curated record